AUGACGCACAGGUACGCGGACGCGGACGCGACGUCGCCGAGCGACGGACGCGUCGCCGCGACGACGGCGUCGCCGAGCGACGGGAUGAAUCGUCACUCCGGGGACGAACCGUCGCGACGCCGCGCGCGGGCGAAGACCCGUCCGGGGUCCGCGGCGACGCGCGUCGCGCUCGGGGAGCUCGCGAACGGGACCGAGGUCGAGGUGAGCGGCGCCCUGGGUGGGACCGCGGCGUGGGGGGUGAACGGAUGGGACGCGCUGCGGUCGCCGGGCGACGCGGAGGACGCGCGGGCGUCGAGCGACGAUCUCGAGGUCGGUGCGUCGACGAAUGCGCGCGUGCGGGAGCUUGGACGGGUGGUGGAGGCGCUGCGCGCGCGGGUGGAGGCGAUGGAGACGCGGCGGACGCGCGCGGGGGACGCGGCGGACGCGGCGGCGGCGGCGCUCACGCGCGGGUUCGCGCGCGCCAAGUACGCGUUUACGCUGCUCGCGCGAGGGUCGUUGUUCACAUCGUCGGUAGCGCGAUGUGCCUCGACGCGCGAGGCGAACGUCGACGUCGGUGUGAUCACGGAUGACGCGACGGACGACGCGGGCUUUCUCGCGGACGACGUCGGGGCGGCGUCGAACGGCGACGACGACGUCACUGACGCCGUCACUGACGCCGACGUAGGCGCGAGCGCGCUCUAG
Ostreococcus tauri is the source of this 681-nucleotide messenger RNA. RefSeq names its product unnamed product. The record is from RefSeq and is a predicted model, not a curated record. The transcript has a single exon. The coding region runs from base 1 to 681 and encodes 226 amino acids. NCBI's taxonomy places the organism in Eukaryota, Viridiplantae, Chlorophyta, Mamiellophyceae, Mamiellales, Bathycoccaceae.